Molecule: messenger RNA, 4140 nt
Organism: Oncorhynchus kisutch (coho salmon)
Lineage: Eukaryota; Metazoa; Chordata; Actinopteri; Salmoniformes; Salmonidae
Product: zinc finger protein 8-like
Exons: 4
Coding region: 1223-2950 (575 amino acids)
Biological process (GO): regulation of transcription by RNA polymerase II
Cellular component (GO): nucleoplasm
Molecular function (GO): DNA-binding transcription repressor activity, RNA polymerase II-specific; RNA polymerase II cis-regulatory region sequence-specific DNA binding
Source: RefSeq, a predicted model, not a curated record
CUCGACCUGCUCACGGCUUCGGGACACCUCCUCCAGGAAGCCGUCCUCCACCAGCCUGGUGAUCUCAUAUAUGGCUGACUUUAGGACCGUCUCCAUGACUCCCGAGAGCUGGGUCUGGAAGGUGAGAACUAGGUUCUCCGACAUACUGCUUGCGUGUGUGUCUUUUUCACAGAUCAAUUCACAGUGGGAUCUGCACCAAACAUCUGUGCUUGUGGGAGCAAGUCAGGACUGUGUGUGUGAUCCUAAAGUGAAUCUCUUCAGAAAGCCCUGUUAUUCAGAAUAAGUGGGUAGAAAUAUGCCAUGUCUAUCACUGACACAUCGCGUAUCUGUUUCUCUGUCCAACAAGAGUGACAGCUCCUCCAGCUAGCUAGCAACCAAGUGGCGAAGACAGUCCAGCGUAAAAGAGUGCAACAAAGGUUCAAUAAGACGAUCAAAUUGCAAGGUUCACAAUAUAACAGUUGUCUGGGGUCGUAUCCAGCUUGCUAAAGAAAAAUAGCUAGCUAGCUAACAUGCUACUACCAGCCGUGUUGCUAGUCAAUAAAGGGAUAUUUUGCACCAUAAUGUAUUAUUGAUUCAAAUCGUUAUUACCAAAAGGUUGAAAUCACUUGCUGAGCAUGGGGGUUGAUCGUUUUUUCCAGAUAAUAUACGGUCUGGUGGGCGGGAUGAAUCGCUUCCGUGUAGAUUUCCUGUAAAUAAUUUCCACGAUAAAUAGCCUACUAAUCAGUAUCCAGAAUUUAUAAUAAUAGCAAUAUUAUAUUUUGAACAUUAUUUACAGUAAACGUAAGAACAAACAAAGUUUUUCUUCAAAUAAAUGUCGUCUACUCUCUCCAAUGAGGAGCGUUCCAAUGUAGAUUGUCCCACUACCCGAUUCGUAGGUCUGUUUCCGGAAGUCCUGUUGUUUUGUGGAUGCUUUUUGUGUUGACUCUGUAGCUAGUUAGCUAACUACCAUAACCUUGUUUUCUCUCAAUACCUCUGUUAUUUAUAUUUAUUCGAAUAGCUUCAUAUACAGUAAAUGCUACAACUUAAAUCUCGAAAUGAUAAAAACAUGUUAUUAGGACCGCCAUGGAGAGAGACAACUCUCAACAGUAGCUAGCCUGCUAACGUAAGCUAGAUAGCUUCCUAGCCUUUUGCUAGACUGGAUCGUAACACUGACUCACCUGAACAAAAGUAGCUAAACGUUACCAACUCUUAACUGUAGCUAGCUACACAUAGACAGUUCGCUAUGAUGUCUGAAGCCAUCGUAACCUUCCAGUCUCAGCUCUCCGGAGUCAUGGAGACUGUAUUCAAGGCUGCUAUGUACGAGAUCACCAGGCUGGUGGAGGAUAGCUUCCUCAAGGAGGUGUCCCGGAGCAGGGAGCAGGUCGAGUCACUGAAGAAGCGGCUGCAGUUGUCGGAGAACAGACGUAGGGAUGGGGACAGAGAUGUCGGCCGUACGGGGAAGUGUGCGGACUGUGGGAGAGCUGACGAGGAAGCCGAGGAGAGAAGCUCUGGAACCUCACAGACAGGUGUGGAGAGGGGGCGUGGCCUGAAGCAGGAGAAGGUAUCAGGGGAGGAGUGGAGCAGCUGUGGGGGCGUGGCCAGGGAAACAGCCUUCAAUGAUCUGGAGGAGGCUGAGGCCACCAGCCCUAGGAGAAUCUCUGAGUCCACAGAGGUCGGAGGUCAGAAGCUGGACAGUCUGCUGAAAGAGGAGGCUCUCCACAACACUGAGCUACAGGAGAGAUGGGAGUUCUGCCUGGAUGGGGCCGAUGGUUCAGACGUCUCGGGGCCCAGUAAGAGUUUUAUUCAGCAGGAUCUACAGCGGUGCCAGGAUGACUGGGGGUCCGCUCUAGACCAGGGGCCUGAACCACCGGGCCCCGAGGGAGAGCCAGAGGACCCCACCGACCCUCUCUACCGUCCUCGUUACAGCAUGGAGGACCUUGGGGGCGCCUUUGAGAAGUCUGGUUACAGCGGUGAUGGUGGUAGCGACCAUCUACUAGACAUGGAAGGGCUGGAUAGGCUUCCUGGUUCGCCGUCUCGUCUGGGGGCGCUGAGCUACGGAGCUGUCGGUAACUACCAGGUGAACCUGGGGGGGUCUGAGGGGGGAGACCAUCACCAUCGCUCCCACAUGCCUCGCCCCCAUCAGAGCCGGAGGGAGCAGGUGGGGUCGCCAACGCCAUCCCCCCACCCAGAGGUGGGAGGCCGGAACUGCCUGUUGAUAAACGAGGAGGGUUACCUGCAGGACUCCAGUGUCUUGUACCCAGAACACGGGGUCCCAGAGUCAGGUAACAGAGCCAGCCACAGGGGGCUAACCUCCAUCCACUCUGGAAGCUCAGCCCACAACAACAACACAGAGAGCCUGUAUGAUGCUGCUGGCGACUUUGGACUCUCUUUAAACCUCAGAGAUCGUUCACAUGAGCAGGUAACAGGAGGAGGGGGGAGGCGUCAUGCCUGCAAUCAAUGUACCAUGACCUUCCCAGACUUUGGUUCCCUCAAGGCCCACAAGCAGACACACAAAACUGGUAGAGAGUCAGGGUCUGGGCCUCCGUACUCCUGCACCCAGUGCGGUAAGACCUUCACCCAGGCCUGCAACCUCAAGGUCCACCAGCGAGUCCACCAGGCAGAGGGACUCCACCUCUGCAGCCACUGCGGCAAGGGCUUCACCUCCUUCUCCGACCUGAAGAGGCACAAGUGCAGCCAGACCACAGACAAGCCCUACUGCUGCUCCAUCUGUGGGAACAAAUUCAGUCGGCUCUGGAACCUCAAGCUGCAUCAGCGCAUUCACACGCAGGAGAAACCCCACCGCUGCACUAUGUGUGACAAGAGCUUCACACGUGCAGACAUUUUGAAAGUGCACCUGCGCAUCCACACUGGGGAGAGACCGUACUGCUGCGCUGUGUGUGGACUCCGCUUCAAACGACUGGACCAUCUGAAGUUGCACCAGCGCAAACACAGGCCGGACCUCCUGAACUGAAUAAAAAAAACUUUAAUUUUUGUUCUUUAGCAUAUGCUUUUAUCCAAAGCGACUUACUUUUAGUGCAUUCAACUUAGUUGGUUCAUAUUAUUUUAUUUGUCAUUGAGAAAAAAAGUAUGUUUUUGAUCAAUUGUUUAUUAAUAAGGACAUUGAAAAUAUGAGCUGUUGGAAAUCUAACCAUGUGUUGAAUAAGAAUGUAUGCCUUAAAUGAUACAUUGUCUGUGAAUUGUCUGUCAUAAUGACCAUGCCAACCUACCAAACAUUAGAAUAAUACUGCUUUCAUGAAGUCUGCAGUGGUGUAAAGUACUUAAGGAAAAAUACUUUAAGUACUACUUAAGUAGUUUUUGGUGUAUCUGUACUUUACUAUUUAUGUUUUUUUACAACUUCUCCUUUUACUUCACUACAUUCUUAAAGAAAAUAAUGUACUUUUUCCCUGACACCCAAAAGUACUUGUUACAUUUUGACAGGAAAAUGGUCCAAUUCACGCACUUAUCAAGAGAACAUCCUUGGUCAUCCCUACUGCCUCUGAUCUGACAGACUCACUAAACACAAAUGCUUUGUUUGUAAAUUCAUGGCAGAGUGUUGUACUGUGCCCCUGGCUAUCCGUAAAAAAUAAAAAUAAAAAUAAUUUGUGCUGUCUGGUUUGCAAAAUAUAAGGAAUUUUAAAUUAUUCAUACUUUCACUUUUGAUACUUAAUUACAUUUGAGCAAUUCCAUUUACUUUUAAUACUUAAGUAUAUUUAAAACCAAAUACUCUUAGACUUUUACUCAAAUAGUAUUUUACUGGGUGACUUUCGGUUUAACUUGAGUCAUUUUAUAUUAAGGUAUCUUUACUUUACCUCAAGUAUGACUUUUGAGUACUUUUUCCACCACUGCAAGUCAGAAACUGGGAACCUCAAGAGUUCAAAUUAAUCUAUUUGCAUAGAGCAUCCAAUUGGUUGAUUUUGAUACUUUCCAAGUGGGAAACUUGGGUGUCAUUUCCAAGUUGUACAUUUUUGAGUUUGUUAGUUCCGACAUGUCAUGAAUGCAGCAUAUGCCUCAUAUCUUCUGUUCAUCAAGCUUGCUUUCUCCCACAGUCACUACCCAUACUGUAACCAUGCAUUUUCUUCCUGUACAUAAUACUUUAACUGAAUGAAUUGAACCUGAAUUGCCGUAAUUGUCUUUUAUGUACAAUAAAUAUUUUGCUCCCCA